Molecule: messenger RNA, 3034 nt
Organism: Hevea brasiliensis (rubber tree)
Lineage: Eukaryota; Viridiplantae; Streptophyta; Magnoliopsida; Malpighiales; Euphorbiaceae
Product: pentatricopeptide repeat-containing protein At2g03880, mitochondrial
Exons: 2
Coding region: 181-2082 (633 amino acids)
Biological process (GO): RNA modification
Molecular function (GO): RNA binding; protein binding; zinc ion binding
Source: RefSeq, a predicted model, not a curated record
GCUUUGAACCAAAUUGGCUCUUAUGGAAUCAGUUAGGCAAUAUCAUAUAAUUUCUCAUUUAUAUACGUAUUAAUGCAAGUAAAAAAAAAAAUAAAAGGUCAAAUUAACAUGAAGGUUUCGGAAGAAAGUUGCCGCAGUUAAGCUUUAAGCCAUGAAGAAAGGUUUUGCAAGGGAAAAACUAUGCGUAAAUCAACCGGCUUCGCUAUCAAAUCCUUUUUCUUUCUCUCCUAUCAUACGUCGUCCUGCAUUUUGCCCAUCCCAUCUUCGUCCUUACUUCAUGAAUUCACCCAGUUUUGCUAUCAACGAAACCUGCCUAGGGCCAUGGAAGCCAUGGACGCAAUGCAUAAACAUGGAAUUUGGGCUGACUCUAUCACCUAUUCUGAGCUCAUCAAGUGCUGCUGGGCCCGCGGUGCCGUUGAACAGGGAAAACGCGUCCAUAAGCACCUUUUCUCUAGUGGACACCAGCCUAAAACUUUUCUCAUCAAUGUUUUAAUGAGUAUGUAUGUUAAAUUUAAUAUGUUAGAUGAUGCACGGGCGUUGUUCGACCAAAUGCCUGAAAGAAAUUUUGUGUCUUGGACCACGAUGAUAUCAGCUUACGCUAAUGCUAAGCUCAACGACAAGGCCUUGGAGUUUCUGAUUUCGAUGCUUAGGGAAGGUGUGAAGCCAAAUAUGUUCACCUAUUCUUCCGUUUUGAGGGCAUGCGACGGAUUGGCUAAUCUUAGGCAGCUCCAUGCUAAUAUAAUAAAGAGUGGGUUAGAGUCUGAUAUCUACGUUAGGAGUGCUCUUAUUGAUAUAUAUUCGAAAUGGGACCAGUCAGAGAAUGCGUUGCGCGUUUUCAAUGAGAUGGCGACAGAAGAUUUGGUUGUUUGGAACUCUAUUAUUGCUGGGUUUGCUCAAAACAGUGAUGGCGAUGAAGCUUUAAAUCUUUUCAAGAGAAUGAAGCGAGCUGGUUUUCUAGCUGAUCAAGCAACGCUGACGAGUGUCUUGAGAGCCUGUACUGGGUUAGCGCUGUUAGAAUUGGGGAGACAAGUUCAUGUUCAUGUCUUCAAGUAUGAUCAAGAUUUGAUCCUAAAUAAUGCUCUUUUGGAUAUGUAUUGCAAGUGUGGCAGUCUGGAAGAUGCCAACACUGUUUUCACUCGGAUGAUGGUGAAGGAUGUAAUCUCUUGGAGUACCAUGAUUGCAGGGUUGGCGCAAAAUGGUUACAGCAGGGAGGCAUUGAGGUUGUUUGAGUCCAUGAAAGCUUCAGGGACAAAACCAAACCACAUUACCAUUCUGGGAGUGCUAUUUGCUUGCAGCCAUGCUGGGCUUCUAGAAGCUGGCUGGUACUAUUUCCGAUCUAUGAAGAAGCUUUUUGGGGUCGAUCCAGGAAGGGAACACUACAGUUGCAUGAUUGAUCUUCUUGGAAGAGCAGGGAAACUUAAUGAUGCAGUGGAGUUGAUAAAUGAAAUAGAAUGUGGACCAGAUGCUGUGACAUGGAGAACUUUGCUUGGUGCAUGCAGGGUGCACCGGAAUGUGGAUCUGGCUGUAUACGCUGCCAAACAAAUUCUAAGGCUGUAUCCUCAAGAUGCAGGAACCUACAUACUGUUGUCUAAUAUUUAUGCAAAUACUCAAAGGUGGGAUGAUGUUACACAAAUUAGGAGGACCAUGAAUGACAUGGGAAUUAGGAAAGAACCAGGAUGUAGCUGGGUUGAAGUGAAUAAGCAGAUUCAUGCAUUCAUUUUAGGAGACAAUUCACAUCCUCAACUCGAUGAGAUCAACCAACAGCUGAACCAGUUGAUUCAUAAGCUUAAGGGACUGGGUUAUGUUCCAGACACAAAUUUUGUCUUGCAAGAUCUUGAAGGGGAAGAGCAAAGAGAACACUCCCUGCAAUACCACAGUGAGAAACUCGCACUUGUAUUUGGUUUGAUGAGUUUGCCCAAAGAGCAAACUAUUAGGAUCAGAAAAAACCUCAGGAUAUGUGGAGACUGUCAUCUCUUUGCUAAACUUGUAGCAAAGAUGGAGCAUCAUAUUAUUGUGAUCAGAGAUCCCAUCAGAUACCAUCAUUUUCGAGAUGGGGUUUGUUCUUGUGGAGAUUAUUGGUAACAAAAGAUCAAGCAUUGUUAGUUUUUGCUGCCUGCGCCACUGAGCAUCUAGAAGAUGGAUGGGAAGUGGGGAAGAUAGAAGGUCAACAUUGCAAUUCACAUCUAAGAAACAAUGAGCAGCUCAACAAAAUUAUUUGCCAAGAGGAUUAUCAGUCCACUGAAGACAGUUUCAGCAGGACCUAUUCUCUCCUUUAGUAAUCUUUAAGCCCUUUAGCUGUCUGAGUCAUCAAAGCACAUAUCAAUGAGCUGCUUCAAGGAGAUGUGGCAUUUCUCGAGUGUAAGAAGAAUGAUCCAACCCCAAAUAAAUGCCUUGAUGGACUAGGAAGUCACUUGCUACAUCCUUGGCUUGUAAGCAAUCUAAUAUUUUUGCAUUAUUUUUUCCUUUUAAAUUAUGCAGAUGAUUUUGUAUUAUUAGUUGUUACAAUUUUUAAUUAUAUGUACUUCAUAGAAUAUGGCAUCAAUUCUAAGAUACAUAAAUAGACUGCAUGAGGUGAUAUCAAAGUUGGCAAAUCUCUUGCCUGCAAGUGUCAACAAUGAAAGUGAAAAAGCCUCAGAGCCCUUCACAAUCCUGCACAUUGAAGUUAUUGGAAAUGGAUGUUCAUGUCUGAAUUUGAUACCAAAACAUCAUCUGAUGAAGAUGGAACAUGUGCCAUUACGUAAUUCCAAAUAUAUGAUGAUAUGUUGGGGAUGCUAUAUGUGCAAGCCGGGUAACAGCUGUACCUUAAUGAUUCCUCCUUUAAAUCCUGUUCUCAUUUAGUUAUUUCUUUGCUCGAAGCUUGAGUUUGCAUAAUGAGAAUAUCUCUGCUAGAAGCUUGAGUUUGCCUAAUGAAUUAUAAGAAUAUGCUCUGUUGGAUAAAACUUGUUGUCAUCAAUACUAAGGUUGAUAGCACACCAUUCUGUUUUAACUCUGACAUGAACAUUGAAAAUCAUUUAACUAGCUUCUCCUUUGAAUC